This is a messenger RNA of Momordica charantia (bitter melon), 633 nucleotides long. The record is from RefSeq and is a predicted model, not a curated record. Lineage: Eukaryota; Viridiplantae; Streptophyta; Magnoliopsida; Cucurbitales; Cucurbitaceae.
AUGGAAAAGAAUGACAUCACAGUGCAAAGUCAGGCAGCAUCGCUGAGGAAUCUGGAAAUGCAAAUGGGUCAGUUGGCAACAGAUCUAAAAAGUAGACCCAAUAGAGCGUUGUCUAGUGAUAUUAAGGUGCCCAAGAGGGAUGAGAAGGAGCAAUGUUAUGCUCUGACAUUACGGAGUGGCAAGACAUUGCCUACUGCUCGUCCAAAUGCUCCAAGAAUCCAUAAAGAAUUAAAUCAAGAUGAAGGACGUGGGCUACAAACAGAAGCAUGCGAGUCGGAUGGAACACCUAUAAUCAUGCCACUUCAUGUUAACAUACCGCUAGUGGAAGCGCUGGAGCAAAUGCCGACUUAUGUGCGCUUCCUUAAGGACAUUCUUACAAAGAAAAGAAAGUUGAGAGAAUACGAAACGGUGACAAUGACUAAGGCCUGCAGCAACAUCCUUACAAGCAAAAUUCUGGAAAAGACGAAGGAUCUUGGAAGCUUCACCAUACCAGUGUCUAUAGGAGGGCAAAAGAUAGGCCAAGCACUCUACGAUCUAGGGGCAAGUAUCAAUCUCAUGCCCUUAUCCAUCUAUAAGAAGUUGUGGACAGGAGAAGCGCAGCUGACAACAGUCACAUUGCAGUUAGCAGACUGA